CACGACAUUACAUGCAACACCGCACUCUCUUCGCAGCGCUUUGAACCAUUCUUCACCACCUAGUGAAACGAGGUAGACAUCUAGAGUCGAAUCAUCAACCAUGUCCCAAAGAGACGAACGCGAAGGCUUGAGUCCUUCCCCGGCCAAUAUUCUGGACAUCUUCACUGGCGACGAUGACGACGACGAUGAUGAUAUGGACAGUUUCCACCCGAGCGAAGAACAGAGCACCGAUGCAAGCCAGCAGGAUGAAGAGGAUAGUGACGCAGACUUCGCCGAUGCCCAGGAGUCUCUGAAUGGCAUUGAAAUCGUGCUAGACACUGGUGACGAUGAUGACUACGAGGACGAGGAUGGCGAGCAAACAGAGACUGAAAACACAGCACGGGCUGUUCACGGUAUAUUAACGACGGCCGAUAUUCGUGGCCUGCUCAACGCCAGCGCUCCUCUGCGGCAACUGAUACUAUCCCGCUAUCGACUCCUCGGUCCAAACGGCCGCGAUCUCUUCGGCGACGAUGAUGACGACGAUUACGAACCCGGAUAUGGCGGUUUCAGCGCCCGCCGAAGACGCCGCGGCCGUCCCAAGCCUGCUUCUGAAAGAUUCCCCAAGAUACCCAGUGACGCCGGUCGAGCCCUGAUGAACAGUGGUAUAUAUGGUAGCAAAGAUUCACAUAUAGACAUCCUCCGCAAGCGGAAACAGACAAUCAGCGAGCGCUUACUCUGGCGACGACUCGGCCUGGAUGCUAGAAGCAGCAUGCGCAGACAGAAUCGGUUGAUUGCGCAGGACAGUGUCCCUACGAGUUCGAUAGCGGACAAGAUCAUCCACUACGACAGUCGGGCAUAUAGUGGCCAGUUCUCAGACGACGGCAAUUUCUUCUUCAGUUGUACCCAGAAUUUCAAGGUCAGGAUGUACGAUACCAGCAACCCUUACGAGUGGAAGUACUACAAGACGGUGGAUUAUCCGUUCGGUCAAUGGACAAUCACAGAUGCUACGCUCUCUCCGGAUAACAAGUGGUUGGCGUACAGCAGUAUCCGGCACACUGUGUGUCUCGCGCCCACAGACCCAACAGACCAUUCGGAGCACACGUUAUUGGAUUUCACGAACUUCGCCCCGGGAGCUGGCCUGGGCCGCUCGACGUACGGCUACAUGGGCCGACACGGCUUUGGGAUCUGGUCCCUACGCUUCAGUGGUGACGGACGAGAAAUUGUAGCCGGCACAAGUGACCACAGCGUCGUUGUAUACGACCUUGAACGCCGGCAGAGUACGGUCCGCCUGACGAACCAUGAAGACGAUGUCAAUGCUGUGUGCUUCGGCGAUAAAUCGUCGCCACACAUCCUGUACAGCGGCAGUGAUGACCAGACGUUGCGGGUGUGGGAUCGACGGUCCAUGGCGGAUGGUCGACCGGCAGGCAUAUUCGUCGGACACACCGAGGGUUUGACAUAUGUCGACUCCAAGGGCGACGGAAGAUAUGUCUUGUCCAACGGCAAAGACCAGAUGAUGAAGCUGUGGGAUUUGCGACGGAUGAUUUCUCCCAACGACUUCCAGAACAUCGCCUUACACAAUUACACGACGAAUUUCGACUAUCGAUUCAGUCCUUACGACGAAGACGACUAUGUACCCAACCCGCACGAUUGCUCCGUCGUGACGUUCCGAGGACACAGCGUGCUCAAGACGUUGAUACGGUGCCACUUUAGCCCUCCCGGAAGUUCCAACAGUCGUUACGUCUAUUCGGGAUCCGAGGACGGCAAGGUCUACAUCUGGAACAUGGACGGGACGCGCAAGGCGACCAUCGACGUGUUCGCCGCGACCAAGUUCGCGCGCCCGCGCACUGACGGGGGUGACGGGUACGGGUACGAGUUGCACGGGCACCACAACAGCGUGUGGAAGACGUGCGUGCGCGACGCGAGUUGGAGCCCGACGGCCCCCGUGCUGGCCGCCACGAGCUGGAACGGCUGGGGCAUGGCGACCGGCACGGUCAGCCUGCACUGCUGGAACGACGGGGCCGAGGACGACGAGGCGAGGCCGCCCAUGGGGAGCAACUACAACGCGCGGCUCGACCCCAGGGCGGAUUUCGACGCCGCCUCGAGGAAGGCCAGGAACGUCGACAAGUACACGCGGAGCAGGGCCGAGGGGAGGGGCCUACGGAGCAGCGUGGUCAGACCGCAUAGGUACGGAGGGAACGACGGUGAUGAGGACGACGAGGGGGGAGGUGGGAUCUGGUGACAAUCAAUCAAUGCGGUGCGACGUGGGUUGAGGCGGGUGAAUUUGAGGCGGGGCGCAUGGCCAGAGGCUUCAUGACCUACCUUAAGAGGUACCUCAGCACCCAGGUCGCUGGUGGUUUCGAGAUUUGUUUACCGAGGAACCAGCUCUCGUGUGUACCUGAUUUUGAGGAUGUCUAGAAGGAACUUGUAAGGAAGGGAAUGAAUGCUUCAAAAAAAAGGGGUGAAGCUUUUGCGUUGCUUGCACAAGAAUUUACGAAGAUACAAUGUACGUUAUGACACGAACUAGGCUACUACUGAGUACAGCCACGGGCGUUUUCGCAAAUCCAAUUAUUU
Exophiala oligosperma is the source of this 2550-nucleotide messenger RNA. RefSeq lists its product as uncharacterized. The record is from RefSeq and is a predicted model, not a curated record. Gene Ontology annotation, cellular component: Cul4-RING E3 ubiquitin ligase complex. NCBI's taxonomy places the organism in Eukaryota, Fungi, Ascomycota, Eurotiomycetes, Chaetothyriales, Herpotrichiellaceae. Gene Ontology annotation, molecular function: protein binding. The coding region runs from base 101 to 2218 and encodes 705 amino acids. The transcript is spliced from 3 exons. Gene Ontology annotation, biological process: proteasome-mediated ubiquitin-dependent protein catabolic process.